Molecule: messenger RNA, 484 nt
Organism: Moneuplotes crassus
Lineage: Eukaryota; Ciliophora; Spirotrichea; Euplotida; Euplotidae
Source: the annotation of a GenBank genome assembly
CUUCAACAAAAGAAAUAUGAGAGAAAUCUCCCUAAAACCCCACAAGGCAAAGCUGGAGAAAAAUGGCUCCAUGCCUAAUUCCAGACUUCCAGACUUGAUCAAGGCUGGUGAUAGCUCCCAGAACUCUCUUCUAAAGAGGAGAAGAAGGAAGCUGAAUACACUCAAGAUAGAUACCACAAAUCUUAGCCAAGCUUCUAAAUCAAACCCUUCCUUGUUAAUCAGAGAUAUGAAGAACCAGUAUUCUAAAACCUCUUCUCCUGAACCAAAAAGCGCUGCUCCUAAAAAUUGUGGCAACGAAAUUGAAUAUCUCUUUGUCAAACCAAGGAGCUGCUCAGACUCCAUAACUGAGGGAUCUAUCUCUCAGUUUCUGAAUAAAGAAGGAAUCUUCCAGAUAAGCUUACCACAAGCAUUUGAGUUACAAAUUAUACUUUAAAACUAGGAACGUUCGCUUCCUGGUUAUAUUAUUAAUUAAUCAUAAUCCUUU